Messenger RNA from Rotaria sp. Silwood1, 471 nucleotides. The record is from the annotation of a GenBank genome assembly. NCBI's taxonomy places the organism in Eukaryota, Metazoa, Rotifera, Eurotatoria, Philodinida, Philodinidae.
AUGGAAGUGUCGAGCUUGGAAGAAGAAAAACAAAUAGAUUCAAUUGAAAAUAUGUUCAAAGAAACUAAUCAACAAUAUGAACAAGAAAAAGAUAAAAUUGUUGGUUAUGAUUGUAUUUACCUAUAUGAAAAUAUUCAUAUUAAAAUUGAACAUUAUUUAUCAAAUCAAACUUGGAAAAUAAAUAAUCAACAAUCAAAUUAUGAAAAAUAUCAAAAUUUAAAUAUUUUAUUAGAAGAUCUUAAUUAUUCUCGAUGUAUACAUCUUGAUCAACAAAUUCAAAUAAUAAUUAAAAGAUUUGAUAAUUAUUUUCAUGAAUUAAAUCAAACAGAACAAAAUCAACAUAAUCAUAAUAAAACAUCAACAUUUUUCAAAUUGAAACAAGAUGACAAAGAUCAAUCAGAAAAUAAUAAUCAUAAUCAAUUAAAUGAAUUAUCAAUUAAUAAUAAUAUAUCUAUAGAAUCAACUAUUUAA